Molecule: messenger RNA, 1944 nt
Organism: Prunus armeniaca (apricot)
Lineage: Eukaryota; Viridiplantae; Streptophyta; Magnoliopsida; Rosales; Rosaceae
Source: the annotation of a GenBank genome assembly
AUGGAGACUGAUGAUGGUGAGAUGAAGUCAAAGAUGGAGGAUUAUGAAGUCAUAGAGCAGAUUGGGAGAGGGGCAUUUGGAGCUGCUUUUCUUGUUCUUCAUAAGACUCAGAAAAAGAAGUAUGUAUUGAAAAAGAUUCGUUUGGCUAAGCAAACAGAGAAGUUCAAACGCACAGCUCACCAAGAGAUGAAUUUAAUUGCAAAGCUAAACAAUCCAUAUAUCGUGGAUUAUAAAGAUGCUUGGGUUGACAAGGGAGACUGCGUAUGCAUUGUUACAGGCUAUUGCGAAGGAGGUGACAUAGCUGAGAUGGUAAAGAAGGCCAGAGGACAAUUUUUUCCAGAGGAGAAGCUCUGCAAAUGGCUGACUCAAUUGUUGCUAGCUGUGGACUACUUGCACUCCAAUCGUGUACUUCACAGGGAUCUUAAGUGCUCCAACAUAUUCCUUACAAAGGACAAUGACAUCAGACUUGGUGACUUUGGACUCGCAAAACUACUCAACACAGAAGAUCUCACUUCUUCGGUUGUUGGAACUCCAAACUACAUGUGUCCUGAGCUCCUUGCAGAUAUACCUUAUGGCUAUAAAUCCGAUAUAUGGUCGCUUGGUUGCUGUAUGUUUGAGAUUGCUGCACAUCAGCCUGCAUUUAGAGCUCCUGACAUGGCUGGGCUUAUCAAUAAAAUUAACAGAUCCACCAUUUCUCCUCUACCAAUCGUGUAUUCUUCCACACUGAAACAAAUCAUAAAGAGCAUGCUGAGGAAGAGUCCAGAACACAGACCAACAGCUGCAGAGUUAUUAAGGCAUCCGCACUUACAACCAUACCUUCUUCAAUGUCGCAAUGCAUCAUCUGUUUUUCUUCCAGUAAAGCCAGUAAACAACUUGAAAGAUAAAACUACUAGAAAAUCACCUCCUAGCAAACCCAGUGGUGGCAAAGACAACAGAGACAAAGAGGCUGGAACACUGAACCACCUGGAAAAGGUCCAUCCAUUUGAGAGCGGUGCUGAUGUGACGCAUAGGUAUAUAACAAACAUUGAUAACCCUGUAUUCAAAGUUAGUGCAGAAGAGCUUGAAAUGAAGAGGGUUGGCUGUUCUAUGGAAUUAUCCAAUGCCACUGAUGCUUCAAAAGAUGGACCAACUGAUUCAGAAGCAUCUGUUUGCAAUGGAGAUAAGCAAGCUGACAUUAUCAGCAUACACCAAAAGGAAAAUACCGAGUCUGACAUUGAAAUUACAUCAGAGAGCACACCAAAUUCUCAAAAUGAAGAACGAGAAGAACCUGCUGCUACAAAUUUCAAACAGUUGCCAGAGGUUGAUGUCAAGACUCCAAACAAUGAAGAUGGAAAGGCAUGUAGAGACCAGCAAGUUCCUGAAGGAGCUAGAACAGAAGGAGAGGGUGCUAAAGAAGAGAAUUGUAGGGAAUUGGUGGUGCCCAGUGUAGGCUGUGCCAACAAAGUUGGAUCCCCUGAGGAUAAAUGCUCGUCAUCAGCUAAAUCUGAGGUGGAACCCGGAAGCUGUUUACUGAAGGAAAGUUCCAAUGGAUAUCCUGUAGGUGGUCACCUGGACUACUUGUCAUCUGAAAGCAAAAAUGAUUGCUCCAUACAGAAAGAAAAAGAUGAAGUGGGAGCAAAGGCAGACAAUAAUAAUUGCUCCACGCAGACAGAAAAAGAUGAUGCUCAUGUGGUUAAUCAGGCACCAAGUGACAUCUCCUUGAGCACACUAACUGCAAUAGGUGGUGAUGAUUCCAAGAGUGACUGGGAAAAUCCAAGUCAGCAAAGAGCUGACGCCCUGGAGUCUCUGUUAGAGGUAUGCGCUCGGCUAUUAAAGCAGGACAAACUUGAAGAGCUUGCUGGGGUGCUAAGACCAUUCGGAGAAGACGCUGUCUCGUCUAGAGAAACAGCCAUCUGGUUGACAAAGAGUCUCAUGUCUGCACAAAAAUCUAAUGGAGGAUCCUAA